AUGGUUGUUUGUAAAUUCUUUCAGCAAGGACAUUGCCGUUACGGGCAAAAUUGCCGAUUUGAACAUGUGUAUGGAUCAAAAUACACAUACCAUGCACCUCAGCACGCGGCUCCAGCUGCUACGACGGGCGUGACAGACGAGCAACUUGUGACACAAGUGAUUUCGGAUGUAAAGGCGGUGCUUGUUGGCGGACAGUGGCUGCUCUCGUUCUAUGCACCAUUCAAGGACCGCCCUGCAAUCCCCGGAUUCACUGAUCUGUCUUUUGAAGAAACCAGGUUGUUUAUUUACGAAGCAAAAGCCAACAAUAACGUUGAACAAGCUGUAGCAUACAUAAAUAACAUUUUCAAAGAUGCUCGAGACAAGUAUGAAAGGCUGUUACAGCCCACACCAGCAAUCAUCAAAACCUUGAGAGCUUUGUACAAUGGCGAAAUUGUCGCUCCUCCUUUCACACCGACCCAAGCCUUAGGGUCUGCAGCAACAGUGUUCAGAACAGCUGCUCAGAGUAAUUCAGAUUUUGGACAAAAUACUGCUGCCGCCACCUCAAUAUUUCGACAUAAAGCCCAGAGUGUUUUUGGUCCUGCUAGCCCAGACAAUUCUACAUCCAAUGUGUUUUGCACAACAAGUCCUGAUCCAGCUAAGAGCAUAUUCGCUCAAGCAGCACAGCAAAAUGCGUUUACAUCACCAACAAACUCAAAUGUCUUUGGACUAGCACCAGACGCCAAGUCAAUAUUUGCCCAAGCGGCUAAUCAGAACCAAAGUCCAUUUAGUUCUCCUCAAAAUAACACCAAUUCAACAAACAUAUUCGCAAGUGCAUCACAGCAAUUUUUUGGACCUGCAGCUCAAGAAAUGGACCCAUUUGGCCAAAAACAGAAUCCUUUUGGUCAAAAUACUUCUCCAUUUCAAACUGCAGGUUCAAAUCAAAUUUCUGAGCAAAAUAAUGAUGAAAAUGGUAUAUAUUCAAAGUUGGAAGACUUGUCCCCUGAUGAUUUAGAACAAUUCAACAAUGUAGAAUUUAAACUUGGUUUUAUCCCUGAGCUACCCCCACCUAGAGCUUUGUGUAUGUAAUAGAUAAGUGUCAUUAGUAAAAAAAACUAUGGUUUAUGUACUUUUUAUCCCAUUCAUUGUCAGUAAUGGCAAUGGUAUUUAUUGUAAAACUAAAUAUUACAAUAUGAUAAGGGUACCCUGUUUAUAUGGAUCUCAACAAACUUACUACAGGCUUACAACAAUGUACUGACAAAAUUCAAUGAUUUUUUUGCAAAUUUUAUAUUGAAUAAGCACUGGGGCGCAAAUAAAAUUAGUGACAUUUUUGUGAGAUCAUGUUUUGUAUUGUUUAUUAUGUGGAGUAUAUUGGUUGCAGCAACUGUUGAGUAUAGAGAUUGAUCAGUACUGGGCGGCGUAUAUUCCAAGUAUUAAAGUAGAAUAAAAGUAACAGUUUAAUUCUCAUUAAGAGAGUUUCACAAUUUGGCAAAGAUCUGCUGCUAUCAAGGAGUCAUAAGGUGUAUUUUAUACUCCUACAAACUAAUAUAACAAAGUGAGAAAGCAUCAUCGAUUUUAUCCAGAAGUUACUUCAGAAAGUUUGUGUGGUUCGGUAUCCCCUAAAUGUAGUUGAAGGGGUAUGAGAUUGAGCUGGCUGACGAGAGAUGUAAAUUUAGCAAAAUGUUAAAAAAUUAUUUCUACACUGCUAGUUAGUACAUACAUAAUGUAAAUGGUGUAAUAAAAAAUAAGUACUUUACGAAAAUGUAUAUGAUGACGUAGAUGACGAUAGUUUGUUUUAGUAAGGCUUUUUUAUUUAUAUGGUUUUUACAUUUUUUUUGUCAACUUGUUUGCUCAGCUUGUGAAUACUUAAUUGUCACGUCCGGUGUGUAUUUUAGCUGUGAAUUGGUUUAUAUUAUU
Molecule: messenger RNA, 1893 nt
Organism: Hyposmocoma kahamanoa
Lineage: Eukaryota; Metazoa; Arthropoda; Insecta; Lepidoptera; Cosmopterigidae
Product: nucleoporin-like protein 2
Exons: 3
Coding region: 1-1065 (354 amino acids)
Molecular function (GO): metal ion binding
Source: RefSeq, a predicted model, not a curated record